This is a messenger RNA of Cylicostephanus goldi, 1683 nucleotides long. NCBI's taxonomy places the organism in Eukaryota, Metazoa, Nematoda, Chromadorea, Rhabditida, Strongylidae. The record is from the annotation of a GenBank genome assembly.
AUGUCGAUAGCAGACUGUUUUGUUACUGGAAAUUGGACUGAGGACGAUGAAGAAGAGAAGGAGCUGAGAGAAAACAUGGAUGAAGAAAUGGACGAUGAACAUGAUAUCAAAGAGGAAGAAGAUGAUGAUGAUGAAAAGAAAAUGUCUGCUGUUGAAAGAGCUGAAGCGGCGGCUCAUGAGAGGCGAGCAGAGGAAAAAAUAAAACUAAAGCAGCGGUUCAAUGACGACUAUGAUGAAACCUGCAAACAUUACAAUAAUUUGAAGAAUGAAAUGGAGGAGCAAGCUCAACUCAAUAAAAGCAUAUUCGAAGGAAUGGAUGAAGCUGAAAGGGAGAAGCUUGAAGGUACUAUCUAUUGUGUGCACUAUAAAGCUAUCCGUUGUCUUGCAGGUUUUCGAGCAGGCCGCUAUGUCCGAAUAGAGUUUGAAGAAAUUCCUUGCGAGUUUGUUGAACAUUUUGACCCAACUUCUCCUUACAUCGUGGGAGGACUUUUGACAGGAGAACAGAAUAUGGGCGUUGUGCAGGUAUUGUGUUUUGAUACCGUAAAUGUUGAGCUAUGUUUAGACGUGCUAGUGCCUUAUCUUAUUCGUGCUCAGGUUCGCAUAAAGAGGCACAGGUGGUUUGAAAGAACAUUGAAGUCACGAGACCCGCUGAUUAUCAGCUGUGGUUGGCGGAGGUUCCAAACCAUUGCUAUUUACUCGAUGCAGGAUCAUAAUAUGCGGCAGCGGUUUUUGAAGUACACGCCAGAGCAUAUGCAUUGUCAUGCCCAGUUUUGGGGGCCUAUCGUAGCACAAAAUACGGGAUUUGUAGCUGUUCAAUCAGUGGCUGACAAGACGCCGGGUUACCGAAUAGUUGCUACUGGUGUCGUGCUGGAUCUCGAGAAAGCCACUCAAGUGGUCAAGAAGUUGAAACUUGUUGGUACGCCUGAAAAGGUGUUCAAAAAUUCAGCUUUCAUCAAGGGCAUGUUCAAUACGCAAAUGGAAGUUGCAAAGUUCGAAGGUGCAACUAUUAGGACAGUUUCUGGCAUAAGAGGACAAAUUAAGAAAGGGUUGCAUGAGCCGGCGGGAGUUUUUCGAGCAACGUUUGAGGAUAAGAUCUUGAUGAGAGAUAUUGUGUUUCUGAGAACGUGGAUCUCCGUGCCUGUACCUCGCUUCUACGCUCCUGUCAUCGAUCAUCUUUUACCACCUGGAGAGCCAUGGGUUGGAAUGCGUACAGUAGGGAAGAUUCGCUUUGAACUUGGCAUAAAACCAGAACAACGCGAGGAUUCGCUUUAUAAGCCAGUAGAGCGUGAAGAAAUGGAGCCAGCUCCAUUGGUGGUUCCAAGUAAGCUUCAACAGAGUCUUCCGUUCAAACUUAAGCCAACCUAUGAAGAAAAAACUAAGGAGGUUGGUCUGCCAAAGGAGGGUGUAAUAGCUCGAAACACUGCCCUGAUAUUGGAACCUGAGGAGGCUAAGAGAAAGAGAAUGAUGGAUAUGCUCAGAACCAUCAACAAUGAUAUCGUCAAAAAACACGAUGCAGCUCGUGAAAAGCAUAUGGCUGCAAAGGCUAAGGAGGAAGCAGAAUUUGAGGCUAAACGAGAAAAGAACAUCAAAGCUAGAAAGAAGGCCAUUUCGCGAGUCCUAACAAAGCGCGAGCAGCAUAAACUGAAGAAAGCCCUUGGACAAGCAGCUGCGAGUAGCAGUUAA